AUGGAAGUCAUAGAUUACCGUGUUUCUCGAAUUGUGGUCCUUUGUAAAGAUUGUGGCCAUGACGUUGGUCUCUAUCCUGCUCGUCACAAAUGUGAGUUGCCUCAAUCCGAUUCCUUCUCGAAUCCUGUUCCCCCUAUUCCCAAACAACACCUUUCAACUAAAAAUAAAAAUGAUACUAAUGCUGCUGGGUUGUGGGGUAAACUUAGAUCUGUAAAUAAUUGGAAAAACGUAUCUGAAGACGAUAAUGUUACUCCUUCUAUAUCACAACCUUCUCAAGGUUCUAAACUAUGGGAUAAAUUAUUGAAAUCUGAGAAGGAUGAAUGGGAAGGUGAAACUCACAUUUCUCGUAUAUUACGUGAAUAUCAUCAUCAAAAAUCUGGUGAUAUCCCUGAUUGGUUAUUUGAUUCUAAUGCUAGCGCCAAUUCGGAUGAUGAUAAUAACAGGGGUAGGAAACUAGGGAUACCAAUUAUAGUUGACAGGAAUCGUGACCAUAGUCCAUCUGAUAGACUUGCUGUCCGUAAUGAUCAAAGAAAAUAUUCUCCUUCAUCUUUACCGAACAAUUUUGAUUCUGAUAUGUUUAAUGAUAAGACUAGUAAUACUCUUCAACUUCCAGGUUAUCAAAGAGUUGGUGGUGAUAGGUCUUAUUCAAAUACUAAUAGGGCAAGAAGUGCUAGUCCAAAUCAUAAUUUUUUAUCUUCAUCUCGUGAUGGCGAUUCUCAAUAUAGUCAACGAUCAGGAAAUUAUAGACAAGGUGGUUUCUUUUAA
This is a messenger RNA of Racocetra persica, 765 nucleotides long. The record is from the annotation of a GenBank genome assembly. NCBI's taxonomy places the organism in Eukaryota, Fungi, Glomeromycota, Glomeromycetes, Diversisporales, Gigasporaceae.